Messenger RNA from Gamsiella multidivaricata, 1209 nucleotides. RefSeq lists its product as uncharacterized. Gene Ontology annotation, biological process: regulation of transcription by RNA polymerase II. Gene Ontology annotation, molecular function: RNA polymerase II cis-regulatory region sequence-specific DNA binding; DNA-binding transcription factor activity, RNA polymerase II-specific. The record is from RefSeq and is a predicted model, not a curated record. Lineage: Eukaryota; Fungi; Mortierellomycota; Mortierellomycetes; Mortierellales; Mortierellaceae. Bases 1 to 1209 code for a protein of 402 amino acids. The transcript has 2 exons.
AUGGCGCUCUUCAGCCCUAACGAGCAAAUCAUGAGUAUAAUCUCUACAACAGCAGGAGCAACAACUACGACCGCUCCCACCACACUUGGGGCCACACCUCUUUUUUACCGCUCGCUAUCUGCACCAUCGUACAUGCAACUCUCUGAUCUCCGCCACAAUACCAUGCUGCCAAAGCACCUCGUUAGUAACCCGACUCAAGAAUAUCAUUUCAACCAGCAACAGCAACAACAGCAGCAACAGCAACAACAACAGCAGCAAAUGAGCGGCCAAUUCCAAACUUCGAUUGUACAACCAAUAUUCAACCCAAACUACACAGUCUCCCCUCCCCUCGAAGAGCGACCCUCCGUCCAGUCAGGUCUCAGGCUGUCCGCGAUGCCGCCCAGCACCACGCAAUACACCUCUCAAGCCCCCAUCCACCCCUUCCAAAUGGACACCCUCAGCUCCUCCUCUAACAUGGAGACUAUAGCGCCCUUAAAAUCUCCUUUCUACUUCCCCAACGACCCGUUCCCUUGCCAAAGUAAUCAAGCCUCUUUUGCUGCACAAGACAUGGAUGACACCCAAGUAGCCAAUGCGCUGAUCUCGUACUCCCCCACCUCCUCCCUUGACAGCUCAAGCCCUACCUUUGGUAUCAAUUCCUCCCCUGGAGUACGAUCAAUAAGCAGAGUGAACUCGCUGCCGCUGCGUGAUUCGGAUCUCUCGCGAUUCGAUAUGCCAAAGGAUUUCAUAGGACAUACCAUCCCACGACAUGGGUCUGUGGGCUCUCUAUACCCAGUGACACAGUCGCAUGAGCUGCUUGAUUCGUCAUUCGACGGCGCAGCGCGGUUUGAGUUGAGCACGGCCAUGAUCCCAAACUCCUCGUCGGAUUCUUCGCUCCUGCCGAAUCCGAUGUUGGAUGGAGGUGGUGAAGCUGGGGCUAGGCCGAAGCCGCAGCGUCGCGCGUCGUUGAACCCGGAUUCGCAGAGGAGAGUGUUUACAUGCAUUUUGGAUGACUGUGGCAAGCUGUUCAAGCGUUCGGAGCAUUUGAAAAGGCAUGUGCGGUCCGUCCAUACCUUGGAGAAACCAUUCUUAUGCUCGCAUCCUGGGUGUCUCAAGAGAUUCUCGCGCAGCGAUAACUUGAAUCAGCAUGUGCGGAUUCAUCGCCACGAUAAGGAGAAAUGCGCACCAAAGAUGCCGUUUACGAACUUCACACCGUUUUACCCGCAGCCCUGA